This is a messenger RNA of Acinonyx jubatus (cheetah), 7177 nucleotides long. RefSeq names its product transcription factor SPT20 homolog. The record is from RefSeq and is a predicted model, not a curated record. Gene Ontology annotation, biological process: regulation of transcription by RNA polymerase II. Lineage: Eukaryota; Metazoa; Chordata; Mammalia; Carnivora; Felidae. Gene Ontology annotation, molecular function: transcription coregulator activity. The coding region runs from base 330 to 4505 and encodes 1391 amino acids. The transcript has a single exon. Gene Ontology annotation, cellular component: SAGA complex.
CGCGCUGAGGCAGCACGCAAGCGCACUGAGGCUAUGUAGCUUGACCCCUCCGCGUCAACUUCCGGCCUAGCCAAGGGCCACGACGUAAGGCCAGGUACAGAGGCUACGGCCUGUACAGACACAGGUAUUUUGGGAGACUGCCAAGAAUUCUGUGAUUUGUUUUCUUGCUGGCGGGUUUCUUGGUAUUAAUUUUGAAGUUAGGCUGGUGGCUCCAGUGUGGAGUUGAGACAUUCUGCAGACCUAUACAUUUGUAUCAGAGACACUAUUUUUAUCCCGCUCAUCAAGGCACUUGCAGUUUCCCUUCUCUUUAGGGCCCCUGUUGCCCCACGAUGCAACAGUCUUUAGAACAAGCUCUGGACCGUGCGGACUGUAUCAUUGCCAGUGCCCAGCAGAGGCCUCCUAAAAGGAAAGGCUCAGCGAGUGGGGGAGCAUCUCUGGAUGAAAAACUUUAUGACCUAUAUGUGGAAGAAUGCGGGAAAGAGCCUGAGGCUACGGAGGAAUUAAGAAGCAACGUGAACUUGUUGCAGAAGCUCCUGAGGAGAGAGUCGUUGCCGUGCUUAGUGGUCAACCUAUACCCAGGAAAGGAGGGAUAUUCGCUGAUGCUCGAGGGCGAAAAUGGAUCCUAUUCGGAGACCAUUCGACUGCCUUACGAAGAAGGGGAGUUGCUCGAAUACUUGGAUGCUGAACAAUUGCCUCCUGCUCUGGUGGAUCUCCUGGAAAAAUCUCAGGUUAACUUUUUUCACUCUGGGUGUGUCAUAGCCCAGGUACGGGACUACCGGCAGUGCAGUCGGGAACCUCCCGGCUACGCGAGCAGGCACGUUCUCCUGUGGCCAACGAUGCAGACGUUAGCCUGCGACGUGCAGUCCAUGACCAGCGAUGACCAGACCUGGACCCAGGAAGACAGGCUUUUGCUGGAGAGCCAGCUGAUCUUAGCCACGGCCGAACCGCUGUGUCUUGAUCCUUCUGUAUCAGUAGCCUGCACUGGAAACAGGCUGCUCUAUAACAAGCAAAAGAUGAACACUGGCCCCAUGAAAAGGAGCUUCAAGAGGUAUUCUGCACCCUCCCUGAACCGGCAGCAGGAGCAGUCUCAUCGUCCACCUCCUCCUGAGCUGAGAGUAUGGCCUUCUUACAAAAAAAGCAGAGAAAGUACAACAAGUGAGAAUUGUGACUUUGUAAUUUCUAAACCGGGGAAUUAUGUAGAUACGUGGAAACAGAGACCCUGUGACUUGGUUGUACCUUCUGAAGUGGACGUGCAGAAAUAUGCUAAAUGGGAGAAGUUUGUCAAAUAUGAUGAGUCACAACCAACAGACUGGCCAGCCCACGAGGCAAAAGAUGAUUUUGAAUUUGGAUAUGAAGGUGGCGAUGAGUCUCAAACAAAGCCAGCCUUCAUGCAGUCACUUGAUCCACUUAUCUCUGGUAAAAGAAGGGUACGUAAAAAAAUCAGAUAUGAAAGACAGGCGUCCCCUCCGCACUCCUCCACAGGUGACCAUUCAACUAGUGUUCUGCCUAGGUCAAAGAGUGAUGCUGGGAGGGAAGUCACUGUGUCACAGAGCUCCAGUGGCUCAGCCAGCCUCAGCCAGCUGCCUCCAGGGAAAGAAACAGAAGAGCCUGAGAUCGUGUGUGUUCAGUCUUCAGUCCUGGGGAAGGCAGUCAGCCAUCCAUCUCCAGCCAUCAAACCUCCCUCAAGCUCAGGAAAGACUUGGUCAGGUAACAGUUUUACUCCAUGGCAGGGAAGCAGCUUUCUUAAGUCUCCAUCUCCUGCUCCAGCUUCUAAGCCACCAAGUCCUUCCCAGAAAUCCCCUGUGGAAGUGAAUCCAAUCAGCACAUUUCCUGUGGCCACUCUGUCUACCACCAGCUCUCUACAAAGAACCCUGGCCACCCAGGUCACAGCGAAUUCCCAGAAAUCCUCUGUGGAAGUGAAACAAGCUAGCGUGCUUCCUGCAGCCACCCUGACUACCACCAGCUCAUCACAAAGAACCGUGACCACUCCGAUCACAGUCAACUUUCCAAAACCUUCCGCAGAAGUGUUUCAAAUUAGUAUGCUUCCUCCAGUCACUUUGUCCACUACCAGUUUAUCACAAAGAACCUUGGCCACCCAGGCCAUGGCCAGAUCUCAGAAAUCCUCUGUGCAAGUGACUCGAGCUAGCGUGAUUCCUGCAGCCGCUGUGUCCACUACCAGCUCAUCACAAAGAACCUUGACUACCCCAGUCACGGUCAAUUCCCAGAAAUCCCCUGUGGAAGUGAUUCGAGUUAACAUGCCUCCUACAGCCGCUAUGUCCAGUGCUAGCUCUUCAGAGAGAACCUUGGCCACCCAGGUCAUGGCCAAGUCCUGCAAAUCUUCUGUGGAAGUGACUCCAGUUAGUAUACUUCCUAAAGCCACCAUAUCUACUACCAGCUUAUCACAAAAAACCCUGACCACCCCAGUCAUGGCCACUUCCCAGAAAUCCUCUGUGGAAGUGAUUCAAGUUUCCAGGCCUCCUAUAGCUACUUUGUGUACUACCAGCACAUCACAGAGAACCUCGGCCACCCAGGUCACAGCCAAGUCCCAGAAAUCUUCUGCGAAAGUGACUCAAGUUAGGAUACUUCCUAAAACCACCAUAUCCGCUACCGGCUCAUCACAAAGAAGCCUGGCCACCCAGGUCACGGCCAAGUCCCAGAAAUCUCCUGCGAAAGUGACUCAAGUUAGGAUACUUCCUAAAACCACCAUAUCCACUACCGGCUCAUCACAAAGAAGCCUGGCCACCCAGAUCACGGCCAAGUCCCAGAAAUCUCCUGCGAAAGUGACUCAAGUUAGGAUACUUCCUAAAACCACCAUAUCCGCUACCGGCUCAUCACAAAGAAGCCUGGCCACCCAGGUCACGGCCAAGUCCCAGAAAUCUCCUGCGAAAGCGACUCAAGUUAGGAUACUUCCUAAAACCACCAUAUCCACUACCGGCUCAUCACAAAGAAGCCUGGCCACCCAGGUCACGGCCAAGUCCCAGAAAUCUCCUGCGAAAGGGACUCAAGUUAGGAUACUUCCUAAAACCACCAUAUCCGCUACCGGCUCAUCACAAAGAAGCCUGGCCACCCAGGUCACGGCCAAGUCCCAGAAAUCUCCUGCGAAAGUGACUCAAGUUAGGAUACUUCCUAAAACCACCAUAUCCACUACCGGCUCAUCACAAAGAAGCCUGGCCACCCAGGUCACGGCCAAGUCCCAGAAAUCUCCUGCGAAAGUGACUCAAGUUAGGAUACUUCCUAAAACCACCAUAUCCACUACCGGCUCAUCACAAAGAAGCCUGGCCACCCAGGUCACGGCCAAGUCCCAGAAAUCUUCUGCGAAAGUGACUCAAGUUAGGAUACUUCCUAAAACCACCAUAUCCGCUACCGGCUCAUCACAAAGAAGCCUGGCCACCCAGGUCACGGCCAAGUCCCAGAAAUCUCCUGCGAAAGUGACUCAAGUUAGGAUACUUCCUAAAACCACCAUAUCCGCUACCGGCUCAUCACAAAGAAGCCUGGCCACCCAGGUCACGGCCAAGUCCCAGAAAUCUUCUGCGAAAGUGACUCAAGUUAGGAUACUUCCUAAAACCACCAUAUCCACUACCGGCUCAUCACAAAGAAGCCUGGCCACCCAGGUCACGGCCAAGUUCCAGAAAUCUUCUGCGAAAGUGACUCAAGUUAGGAUACUUCCUAAAACCACCAUAUCCACUACCGGCUCAUCACAAAGAAGCCUGGCCACCCAGUCCACACACAGUUCUGCUGGCCCCAACAUCAUCCAAGUGGUGGGCCCUGUCAGUGGAGUCCAGGCUUGGGCAAGGGAUUCCAGCCUUGGGGAGGGCUCUACCCCUGGGGCCACAGCUCCUGUGGGAAUCAAGCCCAGUAACCUGCCCUCAGGAUCUUGGCCACCAAAUGUAGGGCCCACGGCACUGCAGCUUCCUUCUCAAGCAGGUGCUCAGUUUUUUUUUAAAGAUGCCCCAAGUAUCAGGCCAGUAAGCAUGUUCCAGCUUCCACAAGGUUCGUACCUUUUGAACACCCAGCAACUGAACACACAGCAACAGCCUCAGCAGCGGUGGCUCUAUCAACUGAUUCCACAACAACAACUUCAACAACCUACAGCUUCCAGUCAGGAGCCCACAGCUCCUCAUCCUCAGCAGCCAGUAUCACAGGGUUCAAGUGCACAAGGGUCAACCAGUCAGAGAACAGCCUUAUCUGCUCAGCAAGCUGUUGUCCUUAACCUUGCUGGAGCAGGAAGUUUGCUGCAGCCCCUGCAGGCAGCUGUGUUGUCUCCACUUGGCUGUGUGGAGAGCCAGAGAAGACCUGAGCAGAGCAGCUCUCAGCACACACUGCAGCUGUCCUCUGCCUUACAGCUGCAGCCCCAGCAGCAGGUACAGCUGAGAAUUCUGCCACACCCAGUGCCUCUGACAACAGUGGCCGCCCCAACAGCUCAGCCACAUCCAUCUAGCGAGCAGACAGCAAAUCAGUCAACAGGUAAAAUGAAGAAAGGCACACCAACCACUCCAAAAUCCUAGAUCUUGCAUUACAUUUCCCUCUCUCUUUUAAACAAAACAAAACAACAUUGAAGCAAAGGGUUUCUGACUUUUUACUUCAUCUUUGUCUUUGAUGUCUCAGUAUUUUACACUGCUAGGUAAACAAACCAUACAGAAGCCCAACCCUGUGCUUUUUAAAUAAAGACAGUGGAGUGAUUUAAUGAAAAACAAAAUGAAUGGACUUUGAUAUUAGCCACCAUGAGGUCAGUAUCCCAUCUCUGCAAUUAACUAACCUUAAACCUGUUUCUUAACUUAAGUGACUCUCCAGUUCCUUAUCUGUAAAAUGGGAAUAGGAAUAUUCCCUUCUUAAGUUUAUUGUCAAGGUUAAUAUAAGAUAUAUUAAAUACUGAAAUUUAAAUUAAUUUUAAUGAAUACAAAUGUUAAAUAUUUGAAAGAAAGAAACAUAAGUACUUAAGCUGAAAAUGAACUACAGUAAUAGUAUUAGUGCAAAUAAUAGUUUUGUUGCAUUACAUAAAAGCCAACCUUGGAAGCAAGAGCAAAUACACCAUAUGAAUUUAAUUCCUCACAAAGAACCACCCUAGACUUUUAAAUGCACCCACGCACACACCCACACCCACACACCUCUCUUAGGUUUUCAAGUUAUAUAGAUAUAGGUACAGUUAUAGACAUAUAGAUCCAGAUCCAGAUAUAGAGAUUUUAAUCCUCUAUUAAAUAAAGAGUAACCCUUUUACUCUACCUAGAUGGCCCACAUGGUGAAUUCUCUCUCUGAUAAAACUGGAUGCAUUAGGCACUUGUAAUUCGUUCUUCAGUAAUUGAGGGAUGAUUGGGAUAUAUGACUCAAUAUCAUUUGCCAGACAAUAUUCAUCCAAUGCAUUAUUCAUGUGGUGCUUAUUAUUUUACAAACACUUCAUAAUAUACAAAUGCACCUGCUGUCUGUCUCUUGCUCCCCUAUUCCAUCUUCCUCCUCUAGUCUGUCUCAAUUAUUUUGUCCCCAUCAGACAAUAACCACUAGAGAGAAAAAGUAAAAGUUUCUUGACUUAGAAUGGACACAUGAAUGAAAAAUGCUAAGUUUAGAUGAACUGUGAAACAAAUUACAACAGGUAAUUAUAGGGAAAAGAAUAGAUGACUGUGAUAUGAAAUUACCUUAAAAAUAGCUGCUAAUUAAAAGUGAUUUCUGCAGCUCCUAAACAAUAUAUUUUAUAAUAACAUUGUAAGGCAAGAAGGUAAAUGACUACAUUAAAAUCCCCUCAUUGCCAAAUUUGGAUGAAUUCAUAAAUGUGGAUAAUACUUCAAAAAUACUUAGAUGCAGGGCACCUGGGUGGCUCAGUCGAUUAAGCAUCCAACUCUUGAAUUCAGCUCAGGUCAAGAUCUCAUGGUCCAUGAGACUGAGCCCCCUGUUGGGCUCUGCACUAACAGUGCAGUCCGCUUGGAAUUCUCUUUCUCCCUCUCUCUUUGCCCCUCCCCUGCCUCUCUCUCUCUGUCAACAUAAAUAGUCUUAAAAAAUAAAUAAAAUAAAAUAAAAUAAUUAUAUGUAACUAAAAGUUUUGUAUUACUCAAAAUGUCAUCUUCCUGAGUUUUUGGAAUUUGAGAUUGCUUGAAAAAAAUGAGCUAUUGAAAACAUCAUAAAAAAUAUAUUUCUUAAAUAGUUAUUUUUGUUAAAAGACUUUUUUAAAUUGUAAUAUUUGCUAUUUGAGACAUACCCUUGGGUGACUGGUAAACAUCUUUCAUUUAACAUGUCCAAACAUGAUGGCAUUCAUCAUUUCUCUGAGCCUACUAGUCCCUUUACUGUUUGUUGUUAAAAUAAUUCACAAAGCAAUGGAAUUAAUUACCAGGUAGUUUUAAGUACUUUAGGAAGCAGAAAAUUCCUCUGUAUACCCUUAUCCCUAACUACUUCUACACCAACUUGUGGGCUUGGAGGGAUUCUUAGAGAAAUCCUCAGACUUCCUUUUAACAGCUGAGCAACCAACCACCCCGCCUAAGGAAACAGGAGGAAAAAGUUGAGAAUGAGUCCUGACACUAGCAAAUAGAUUUUUGAUAAAAUAUUUCAUCUGUGACAUUUUAAUAUGUGUCACAGUGCAUUGCUAAAUACCCUUCAGUGCACGUGCAUACUAUGUGGAAUCAAAUUCAAACUAUUUUGUUUGGCUAUAUGAGGUCUUUUUUGACCUGGGUUUGGCCUCUCCUCCCCAUUUCCUCCCAUUUCUCCCCAUUUCCCCACUCACAUCUGUGGCUUCCUCUGUACUUAAAGUACAGGUGCUCCUGAUAUCCGAGUUGUUCCUCACUUCCAUGUUGUGGUGGAGACCUUGAGCCAGGAACUCCUUUCCCUUCUGUGCUCAUCCUGUAAUGCUUAGCCUAAGCACUGUCGCUCUGGAAUCUGAAUCUAUUUCUAUAUCAUCCGUUAGGACAGCCCCUUCAAACUAUUGCACAACAUUAUUUGUGGAUCAAAUAUGGUAGUAAAUAUAAAGAAAAAUAAGAAUUGAAAAUGUACAUUGAUAUAAGUAUCCUUUUCAGAUUUUUGUUUAGUUUUUCAAACAUAGAUUUAUAAUGCUGCAUGCAUUUUAUAGCAUUAUUUUAUUUAAUUGAUUAAAAAUCUGUUAUAUAUAAAAUCAUAAAUAUAUGUAAUACAUAUUUAUAUUCUCUAUGUUGAAUGUCACAACUGUCUUUUUAAAACAUCAAAGAGUACUAAAUGGCAAUUA